CGCCCUUCCACUAUGAAACUGAAGGAGAUACGCAGGACGUCGACCUUUGCAUGGUUGCCGUCUCCGUCGCUACCGCUUCUGGCGACGGGAACAGUGGCUGGAGCGCUAGACGAGUCGUUUAGUAACAAUGGCCAGCUCGAAAUAUGGGAGCCCGACUUUCUGGACAAGAACGAGUACGAGCUUGGAGGCGAAGGUCAGCCCGGUGCUAAAGCGCACGUGACGACGAGCUCAAGAUUCAAUCGCCUCGCUUGGGGCUAUACCGAUGGUGGGCGCGACCGCGGUGUCAUCGUGGCGGGCAUGGAGAACGGAGAGCUGGACAUCUGGGAUCCUUCUAAGAUUCUCGCGCAAGCGGAUGUUUCAGAAUCGCUCGUGCUCCGCAACAAGGCGCAUACAGGCCCAGUGCGCGGGCUUGACUUCAAUCCCAUCCAGACCAACCUCGUCGGGUCAGGUGCAGUCAAUGGAGAGAUCUACAUCUGGGACUUGAAAGAUCCUAGUAAACCCUACUCUCCAGGGACGCGUAGUACAAAGCUCGAUGAAAUCACGUCACUAGCCUGGAACCACCAUGUUCAAUAUGCGCUCGCGGUCUCCAGCAGCACGGGAUACACUGUGGUUUGGGAUCUGCGGGGUAAGAGAGAGGUUGCCGCCCUAGCUUAUGGAGGUGGUGCGGGUGCCCAAGCAGGUGUGCAAGGCUUCGGAGCAGGUCUUGCUGUCGGAGGCAGACGCGGAAUGAGCGAUGUUGCUUGGCACCCAGACAACGCGACGCGUCUCGUCAUGUCCUCGGAAGAUGACACGUCACCCGUGAUCAUGGUCUGGGAUCUUCGUAAUGCGCGUGCUCCAGAGAAGAUCUUGACCGGACACGAGAAAGGCGACAAUCGUGCUUUGUGCUGGAAUCCUCAGACAUCAGAAAUAAUCGGCGAGCUCCCCUCUGCAGACAACUGGGCCUUCCAGGUCGACUGGUGUCCGCGCAACCCCGACUUUUUCGCCACCGCCUUCUUCGAUGGCACCAUCGGGAUUCACUCAACCCAGUCCACCAAUGAGCACACCGAGCCUUCUGCGCCGAUUGCGACAGACGCGACAGACAUCUUUGACUCUGCGGGGUUCUCGCGAGCAAAUCAAGCCACGCUUUCCCUCAAGCAGCCGCCGAAGUGGCUCCGUCGCCCAACUUCUGCUUCUUUCGGCUACAGUGGCAAGCUCGUCAGCGUUUCGAAUCUGCCUGGUGCCUCCGGCAAACAUCAAAGCGGGGUCGUGCACAUCAGAAAAGUCUCCACUGAACCCGCCGUCGUUCAGCGCGUCGAGAAGCUCCAGUCUGCGAUCGAGAGCGACGGGCUCGACGCUCUUGCCGCUGAGAAGAGCGCGCAGGAGCCUCACGAGAUCUCUGCGGGACGGAAGGCACUGUUUAGCCUCUUCAAGGCCAACUCUCGCGACGAGCUGAUAACCCUCUUGGGCUUCUCAAAGCAAGAAAUCAAAGCCCGUGUGGCUGAGGCUGUCGAGAAGUUGAAGGCGUCUACGGCAAGUGAAGCGGCGCCUGCUGAGAAGGACGUGACGGAAACCGACUUUGGCCCUCGCGAACCUGUUGUCUCCUUCGCAGAACCCGAGCGUGAGCCUACCCCGGAGGAGGCUGACGAAGCUGAAGAGAGCGACCUCAACGCACUGGCUGCGGAGACGACCCCGUCGGAAGUGAGCACCGGCGCAGCAUCAGAUGCCACCCACCAUGCCGACGGCGAGUCUACCACGACCGCCCCUAGCUUGUUUGGUGAUGAAAUUGCGGGCACGCCUCAAACAGAUGCUGCUGCAGACUUUUUCGGCAGCAUCGGCACCUCGCGGUCGGACGAGCCGCAUGUCGAUAUACCUCAUCAUAACUACCCAGUCGACUCGUCUGUCGCUGCCGCUAUCGGCUCUCGCCCAUCGUCAGUAGCUUCUGAUACCUUGAAAAACAACAUCUUCAGGAUCUACCCGACCGAUGAGUCUGAGACCGACCGUCUGGUAACCAAGGCGCUCGUUCUCGGCGACUUUGAGUCUGCUGUGUCGCUCUGCUUAUCAACCGGUCAGACCCAGGUCCCUGAACUCCUCCAACGAACGCAAAAGGCCUACUUUGAGCGUCGAACCGCCGAGCUUCCCUACCUGCGUCUAUUCCAGUCUAUCGUCACUGACGACCUCGAAGACAUCGUUCAGAAUGCCGACUUACAAGAGUGGCAGGAAAUCUUCGUAGUGCUAUGUACCUUCGCCAGCCAGGACGACUUCGCGAACCUGGCCGAACAGCUGGGUCAGCGCCUCGAAUUCCAGGCGAGUCUUGCCAAAACGUCUACUGCGCCUGACGCUGUAGAACGCGCACUCGAGUUCCGCAAGAACGCUACCUUGACAUACUUGGCUGCUGGUAGGCUGGAGAGACUUGUCAACAUCUGGAUCGAAGAGUUGGCUGAAGAGGAAGCGUAUUCUCUUGAAGAGAAGGAAAGCCUCCAUGGAUCGCGAUAUACCGCACACGCAUUCGCGCUACAGACCUUCAUCGAGAAGGUCACCGUGUUCCGCAGGGCCAUCAAAUAUGAAGACACAGAUCUUUCUCAGCAUGCCAGCCCCGAAGAGGAAGAGGCGAGAACGUAUAAGCUCGCUGCUCUCUACGACCGCUACUUUGAAUACGCUGAUCUCUUGGCUGCGCAAGGUCUCGUCAAAGGGGCCCUGUCGUUCCUCAAGUUAACUCCUUCUGGUUACCACGGCUCUCCUGGUAGUCAUCUCGACUUCACUGAAGGACGUAGACGACUUCAGAUUGCCGCUGGUUCUAGUGCGGCUCCGAGUAGCUCUACCAUUGCCAACCCUUCAACCGUUCCUAUCAAGGCAGCGCCCAUCUCCUCUAGCACAUCCGUGUACGGAUUUGGUUCAUCCUAUGGUGCGCCGGCCCAGGUCCAGCAGACUUUCGUGUCCCAGUCGCUCGCUCCCAUGCAGGCACCCUCGACGUACGGCCCCUAUGGUGGAGCUCCUGCGUAUGCUCUUCCUGCUACUCAAUAUGGCGCACGACCUGUCGCGCCGGGCCAGUCAGGUCACCAGCCACCAGCACCGUCCGGAUACCCGUCCGGACCAUAUGGCCAACCGGCCGUGCCCAAUCAGCAGCCUGCUAUGCCUCCCCCACCCCGCCGUAGCACUCCAUCAGCUCCUUUAGCCCCUCCGCCGAAGGGUCCUGUCAUCAAGCGCGACAACGGUGGAUGGAACGACGUGCCUGCUCACGUUACCGCGCGCCGUACGCCUGCGAACGCGAAUACAAACGCCAGUAAGCCUUCGGCAAUCAUAUCCCCCUUCCCUAAUGCGCCAUCGCAGGGCAUUAUGCCCCCCACCCCAACACAUGGACAGCCACCGACAGCAUUGCCGCCACCGCCACGCCCAGGCAGCGUGCAGCAGAGACCGCCGCCGCCACCACAAGGCCAGCGUAUGCCUCCCCCUCCUCAACAAGCACCUGGACCAUACCCUCCGCAUGGUGCUCCGUCGCAGGGACCCCCACAGGGCACGGCUCCCCCGCCGUCGCACAUGAUGUCGCCAUCGCAGGGCCUUGGGCUCAGUCGAGGCCCGUCAUCGCAGGGGCAAUUUACCAUGCCUCCGCCUCGCGGCCACGUGUCCCACCAGACGCCCCCUGCGGCUCCAACACAUCUUCCGCCUGGGCCGCCGCCGAUGCGUGGCACGCCUUCACCCGCGCUCACACGCGGAACGCCGCCACCGCAGCAGCCGGGUGUGUAUACGCCUCCACCCCCUCAGCAAGGCGGGUAUGCUCCGCCGCCCCCGCAGGGAGGCUUUGCGCUACCGCCGCAACAGGGUUCGUUCGCGCCUCCGCCUCCUGGUGGCGCCGCGAGGCUCGGUAUGCCACCUGCUGGUGCUCCCUCGAUGGCGCCUCCUCCUGGGUCCGGACAACUCGCCCCUUCCGCGCCGCCGAAGGCGAAGCCGGGCCCACCGCAGCCGAGAUAUCCUCCCGGCGAUAGGAGCCACAUCCCAGAUCACCUGAGGCCGAUCUUCAACAUCAUCUCCCAACAGCUCGAGAUCGUCAAACAAACGACUCCACCUCAGCAAAAGCGUCUCGCUGAUGACCUCGAACGUCGCAUUAACCCGCUGUUCGACGCUCUCAAUUGCGAAAUGCUGUCGAAACCGGUCUGCGAUCAGCUCUUAGAGCUAACACGCGCUAUGGAAGCUCGAGAUCGCGAGUCCGCACUUGCGAUCCACAUCGACCUCCUCAGGACUGGUUCUAUGACAGAUGAUAUUGGUUUGUGGAUGGCUGGUGUGAAGCAGCUUAUCAUGCAACUGUACGACCCUCGACAAGCGUUCGAAACGGCCCUCUAG
Phanerochaete carnosa HHB-10118-sp is the source of this 4314-nucleotide messenger RNA. RefSeq lists its product as uncharacterized. NCBI's taxonomy places the organism in Eukaryota, Fungi, Basidiomycota, Agaricomycetes, Polyporales, Phanerochaetaceae. The coding region runs from base 13 to 4314 and encodes 1433 amino acids. The transcript is spliced from 11 exons. Gene Ontology annotation, biological process: endoplasmic reticulum to Golgi vesicle-mediated transport; endoplasmic reticulum organization; intracellular protein transport. Gene Ontology annotation, cellular component: endoplasmic reticulum exit site; COPII vesicle coat. Gene Ontology annotation, molecular function: structural molecule activity; protein binding. The record is from RefSeq and is a predicted model, not a curated record.